This is a messenger RNA of Phyllostomus hastatus (greater spear-nosed bat), 4371 nucleotides long. RefSeq names its product CLOCK interacting pacemaker (gene CIPC). Lineage: Eukaryota; Metazoa; Chordata; Mammalia; Chiroptera; Phyllostomidae. The coding region runs from base 360 to 1559 and encodes 399 amino acids. The record is from RefSeq and is a predicted model, not a curated record. The transcript is spliced from 5 exons. Gene Ontology annotation, cellular component: nucleus. Gene Ontology annotation, biological process: negative regulation of circadian rhythm; negative regulation of DNA-templated transcription.
GGGUUGUCAUGGAGCAGCACGGCCGGGCUGGCGCAUGCGCCACCUGACCCGCAGGUUGGUCGUGAAGCGGCGACCUCGGCCCUAGUCUGUGCCAGGAAGCAGAGAUGACACAGUGGGUGACAGCGUGGUAACUCAUUUUCAACCCCUCGUCAGCUCAUGAGCAUCUGUCUUUAUUGGAAAAUAACCCUGAGGAGGAAGGAAAAACCCUUCUGAGGUUUUUGGACUUUGCCGUCCGUCCUUGCGGCACUGGGUGUGAGAGCGCCGAAAUAGACACCAUUACUCGCCCCUCCUGCGGAGAGCCUCGUCUGCUGCCUGUGUGCAUGGCACCCCAGAUGCAUUCGCCUCCAGCCCAGUGAGACAUGGAGAGGAAGAACCCACCCAGGGAGAGCCCCCGGAGGCUCCCGGCCAAGCUGGGCAAAGGCGCAGAGGUGAAAAAGGCGCCCCGUCCACCGGGCACGGCCGCUGCCGAGUCAGACAAGGACUCUGGAUUCUCAGAUGGGAGUUCGGAAUGUCUGAGCUCGGCCGAGCAGAUGGACUCCGAGGACGUGCUGGGUGCCUUGGGCUGGAGCCGGCCGGACAGGCCGAGGCAGACCUCCAAGACGGCUGGUAGCGCCUUCCCCACACUGUCCCCCAUGGUCGUCAUGAAGAACGUGCUGGUCAGACAGGGCGGCGGCUCCUCCCAGCUCCAGUCCUGGACCGUCCAGCCCUCCUUCGAAGUGAUCUCAGCACAGCCGCAGCUGCUGCUCCUUCACCCGCCCGUCCCGUCUCCUGUCAGGCCCUGUCACGCUGGCGAGAAAAAGUCGGACUCCAGGAACUACUUGCCCAUUCUGAAUUCUUACACCAAAAUAGCCCCACAUCCGGGCAAAAGGGGCCUGUCCCUGAGCCCCAAGGAAAGAGAGCGUGGAACGCAGAAGAAAAUCCGCACCGAGAGGCCCGGGCCGAGCUCGCCUGCCAGUGAGCCCGCCAAGACUGGUGCUGUGUCCUCCAGCCCCCCGCCUGCGGUGCCCCCCAGCACCAAGCUGGCAGAGGACUCAGCUCUGCAGGGCACGCCCUCCUCCCUAGCAGCAGGUGGAAGUCCACAGACUCUUCAGCCGGUGUCCAGCAGCCACGUGGCUAAAGCUCCCAGUCUGACCUUUGCUUCCCCCGCCAGUCCUGUCUGUGCCUCAGACAGCACUCCGCAUGGGCUGGAGAGCAGCUCCCCGCUCUCACCGCUGCCAGCUAAUCACGGCUCGCCUCUGUGGGCCUCGGAGCACCUCUGCCGCAGCCCAGAUAUCUUCGCGGAGCAGCGGCAGAGCAGACACAGGCGCUUCCAGAACACCCUGGUAGUCCUGCACAAGUCUGGCCUGCUGGAGAUCACUUUGAAAACCAAGGAGUUGAUCCGUCAGAACCAGGCCACUCAGGUGGAGCUAGACCAGCUAAAGGAGCAGACGCAGCUCCUGGUAGAGGCCAUCAAGGGCAGGGCUCCUCAGGCCUGGGCCAAGCUGCAGGCGUCCCUCACGUCAGGGUCCAGUCAUUCUGGCAGUGACCUAGACGCGUUCUCUGACCGCCCAGACAUGUAGCACAGAGGGCGGGUCUUCCUGUUACUUGAGUGGUUCUCUUAACCCCUUGGCUGUUACCAUACUCCCAUUUCCCAAAGCUUGUAUACGAGCUUCUCCUUCUAAUCUAAACUGUUCAGCAGUUCACUCAUGAGGCCACCUGCCAGUACCUGGCUGCUGUCUUAACCUGUGGUCUAUGCACAGUUUACAUACGUCUGUUCUGCUGAGGACCUCAGCUUCGGGGUGUCCUGGAGUCCCCCUUCCUUAGCCUGCAGGCACUCAGAUGGAUCUCGGGGCAAAGCAGGAGAGGAGUAUGGGAGGUCCUUCUCAUUGCCGCCCCCCCACCAUCCCACUCACCCCCCGUGAUCAGAGGUGCAGUGGCAUGGAUGAGCAUACAGGGUGGUGCCUGUCAGGCCAGGAGUGGGUGACAUAAGGAUCCCUUCACAGGUCUUCCCUGAAUGUCUUACAGAAAAGUGAGAGGAAGUGUGUCUGCGUUCCUGAGGCAUCUCGACAUCUGAGUGAACCCGAAAUGCUCUGGGCACAGGUUGGGCGUAGGGUGCGAGCACUUAAUCCCUUAAAGCUUUGUUUCCUAAGCCUGAAAGCCGGGAGGAAAGGGCAGUUCCAUCUCACUCUUACACUUGCAUCACGAACCAGGUUUCCCUUCGCUUAACCUGGCAGGCAGGCAGGCAGCUGCAGGGUUUAAGGUGCGGAAGAGGCUCGGCACCGCCUGGCAUCACAGUGGGCGAGUCACUCCUUGGACUUCGAGUCCGAAGACAGACAUGGUCAGUAUCUCUCGGUCAGGAGCGGGAAGAUUCUGGCACUCUGUGCUUUUCUUCUUUCUCCUCUCGAAACAAUGCAGCCAGUUUUAUGUGUUAAUUUUUUUUAUUUUAGAGAGAGAAACAUCAGUUUGUUCUUCUACUUAUUUAUGCAUUCAUUGGUUGAUUCUUGUAUGUGCCCUGACCUGGGAUUGAACCCACAACCUUGGUAUAUUGGGAAGACGCUCUAACCAAUGGAGCCACCCGGCCAGGUCUUACGUGUGAACAUCUUAAGGAUAGCUUCAUGGUUCCUGAGAGUAAGUAGCAUAAGUUAACCCUCUGCUGCCACUUUUUUUUUUUUUUUUUUCCUAAAAGAGGGAACAAGUGAUUAUUAAGCUUGAUGGAUUUGGGAGUAAAAUCAUCCUGAGGUUACGAGCUAUAGGAGCCCACACACUUGGGGAACAUCCUGUCGGUUUUCUUUUGGCCUCCAGAGCCUUCAUUUCUCCCAUGUGCCACGCUGUGAUGUGGUACAGCGGCGGGGCAGCGUCUUCUGUGUUUCUUCCGUGCGUUGGAUGUUGGCAGCAAACCCAGAGGGGGAGUGUUGCUCUUGUGAAAUUCAUCUGGGGAUGCGGGGUGUGAUGAGAGUUUACAGGUGAUGCACAUUCUGCAGCUUCGUUGUUAAGGUCAACUAGAUUUCUAAUAGUGAAGUUGCAAAGCUUUUCUCAUUUAAAAAUUUCAUCCUCUUAAAAAUCUAAGUAACAACUUCUGGAUGACCAGCUUUUCUGCAAGGAAAAUGUUCUUGAAGCUUUACUAAGGCCAGACAGAAGCUAAAGCUCGUAUUUGCUAGGCAGUGGUAACUCUAACAUAGUGGAAAAAUUACAAAGCUUUGGGUUGCCUACACUCUGUUCUCAAACAUGCAUGAGUUAGGUGAUACAGACAUAGAAAUAAACGACUUGGUAAAAUCUCUGAACUCUCCUGAUCAGUGCAGAAUUACUACCUGCCAUUUGCUUUCUGAAAGAGUUUCAAAAAACCAGAGCAACUGUGUCUUGAAGCAGACUCAGCGACUGAGCAGUUUUGCCCUGGCCUGCCCCUGUGCCUCCCCAAAUCUCUGGAGCUGCAGCAGCUCUGGUCUGCGCACCACGCCGGGAAGCUUCCUUUUCGAUCGAGUGUGCUUGGCAGCAAAGCUGUAGAGACGGGUGCACUCAGAACAGCCUGGGCGAGAGUCGUGAGUCUUAGUGUCAAAAAUCUGAACAUAGUUGCUGAGAACCAGAUUUAUUCCAUCGGAAAAACCCUCUGUGGAGCUAUAAGCCUCUCGGACUCUUCUUCCUAGAUUAAGGUUUGCGUUUCCCUUCCUGUCCCGGUGAAAGAUGAUGGAAGCCAUCACCGAUCCUCACUGCCGAGUGGCAGGAAGCAGCGGCACCACUUGCAGCUCUUCUCUGCUAUGGGUGCUGGCAGUUUCUCUGGGCUCUUAGCGUGGGUGCUCCUGCCCUAGGGGAGCUGUAGGCAGGUGAAGCCAAGCAGAGAAGUUAGAUCUCGGAAGGACAGUCCAGUGAGACUGGCAGACGUUUGGGGCCAGGAGCCAGGUCAGCAAAUGGAGGAUCCUGGGAGCUGACCCGGAAGACCCUUGCGGGUUGCACACAGCUGUAAGCAGCAAUGGUCUUCUCGGGGCAGAAUUGGGUCCCGUGUGACGCCCGGUGGCAGAGCUGCUGUUUGCUGGAAGUGAGACGACCUGAUUAGCUCAAGCCAGUCCUUAGGAGAACUUCUGGCAGGUUUUGUUGGCAAUAUUGAAACACAUCUAGAAAAAGCUGCUGAUUGAAUGGGAUGUGGGGAUGUAGUUUAAUGACCUUGUAAUUUAUUACACUCUAAUUGCUGUUUAUUGAUCAUAGUAUUGUCUGACUUGACUCUGAUUCCUCCAGCAGCAGAGUAACUCUCGUGCAGAUACUGAAGUGCUUUUCCAGCUAUGCAUUCUUUAGGGUAGAGACUUACUUACCAAAUGUGAAUCCUCUUGAGGAAGUAUGAAGUUUUGUAGAGAUUGACUGUGAAUUGUCAGAGAAAAAUAAAAGUCACUUACUUGAAAACUA